Messenger RNA from Camelus dromedarius (Arabian camel), 2373 nucleotides. RefSeq names its product solute carrier family 3 member 1 (gene SLC3A1). The coding region runs from base 113 to 2170 and encodes 685 amino acids. The record is from RefSeq and is a predicted model, not a curated record. NCBI's taxonomy places the organism in Eukaryota, Metazoa, Chordata, Mammalia, Artiodactyla, Camelidae. The transcript is spliced from 11 exons. Gene Ontology annotation, biological process: carbohydrate metabolic process; amino acid transport.
UCAAGCACAGAGCAAGUGGUGGAGGAAGGCUUGAAUCUUACUUUCUCUGACUUAAAAUUUCACUCAUGAAACUGUAUCAAGGAAGGCACUCCGAGGGGUAAGAUUGUGAGACAUGGCUGAGGAGAAAAGCACCAGUGUCUCCAUUGGAAUGAGUAUGAAGGGAGGCCGGACAAACAACGGGUUUGUCCAAAAUGAAGACACCUUGGAGAGGAACUCGGAUCCAGGCAGCCCGGAGCACAGCCCGCAGCACGACACCGUGGACGUCCUCGGCCCCGCGGGGCCCGACCUGAAGGACGUCCGGCCCUACGCCGGGAUGCCCAAGGAGGUGCUGUUCCUGUUCUCAGGCCAGGCCCACUACCGGGUGCCCCGGGAGGUCCUCUUUUGGCUCACCGUGGCCUCUGUGCUUGUGCUCAUCGGGGCCACCAUAGCCAUCAUUGCCAUCUCUCCAAAGUGUCUGGACUGGUGGCAGGCGGGACCUAUGUACCAGAUCUACCCAAGGUCUUUCAAGGACAGCGACAAGGAUGGGAACGGAGAUCUAAAAGGUAUUCAAGAUAAACUAGACUACAUUGCAACUUUAAAUGUAAAAACUGUUUGGAUUACUUCAUUUUAUAAAUCAUCCCUUAAAGAUUUCCGACAUGCUAUUGAAGACUUCCGAGAAAUCGAUCCCAUUUUUGGAACAAUGGAAGAUUUUGAGAAUCUGGUUGCAGCCAUACAUGAUAAAGGUUUAAAAUUAAUAAUAGAUUUCAUACCAAACCACACCAGUGAUAAACAUGCUUGGUUUCAAUGGAGUCGGACCCGGACAGGGAAAUAUACUGAUUAUUAUAUCUGGCAUGACUGUACCCACAAAAAUGGCACCACCACACCACCCAACAACUGGUUAAGUGUAUAUGGAAACUCCAGUUGGCACUUUGAUGGAGUACGAAACCAAUGCUAUUUUCACCAGUUUACAAAAGAGCAACCUGAUUUAAAUUUCCGUAAUCCUGAUGUUCAAGAAGAAAUAAAAGAAAUUAUACAGUUCUGGCUCUCAAAGGGUGUGGAUGGCUUUAGUUUCGAUGCUGUUCAAUUUCUUCUAGAAGCAAAACAUCUGAGAGACGAGGCCCAAGUGAAUAAGACCCAAAUUCCGGACAUGGUCACACACUACUCAGAGCUGUACCAUGACUUCACCACCACACAAGUGGGGAUGCACGACCUUAUCCGCAGCUUUCGGCAGACAAUGGACCAGUAUAGCAGGGAGCCUGGGAGAUACAGGUUCCUGGGGACGGAAGCCCAUGGAGAGAGCGUUGCCAAGACCAUGAUGUACUACGGCUUGCCUUUUAUCCAGGAAGCCAACUUUCCCUUGAACAGUUACCUCAGUAAGCUAGACACCCCUUCUGGGAACAGAGUGUUUGAGGUUAUCACAUCCUGGAUGGAAAACAUGCCAGAAGGAAAGUGGCCUAACUGGAUGAUUGGUGGACCAGACAAUGCCCGGCUGACUUCUCGUCUUGGGGAGAAAUAUGUCAACAUCAUGCACAUGCUCAUUUUCACUCUGCCUGGAACUCCCAUAACUUACUACGGAGAGGAAAUAGGAAUGAGAAAUAUUUUAGCCACAAAUCUCAAUGAAACCUACGAUGCUGAUACGCUUCUCUCAAAGUCACCAAUGCAGUGGGACAACAGCUCAAAUGCUGGUUUUUCUGAAGGUAGUCACACCUGGUUACCCACCAGUUCAGACUACCACACUGUGAAUGUAGAUGUCCAAAAGACUCAGCCCAGAUCAGCACUGAAGUUAUAUCAAGAAUUAAGUUUGCUUCAUGCCAACGAGCUGCUCCUCAGCAGGGGCUGGUUUUGCUACCUGAGGAGUGACAAUCACUCUGUUGUGUACACAAGAGAGCUGGACGGCACAGACAGAGUCUUACUCAUGGUUCUGAAUUUUGGAGAAUUAUCAGUGCUAAAUCUAAAGGAAAUGAUUUCAAAUAUUCCCACAAGAGUGAGGAUAAAGUUAAGUACCAAUUCUGCCUACAAAGGCCGUGAAAUUGAUACACAUGCCAUUACACUGGACAAAGGAGAAGGACUCAUCCUUGAAUACAAUACGAAGAAUCUCCUUCAUCACCAAACAGCUUUCAGAGACAGAUGUUUUGUUUCCAACCGGGCGUGCUAUUCCAGUGCACUCAACAUACUGUACAACUCGUGUUAGGCACCUCUACGAAAGAGAUGAAGACGUGGGCAUUCUGUUCUAUUCUAAGCAUUUGCAGUAACUUCACGUUACUGCAGACUGCCGGGUAAACUUUAUGAACAGUCAUUAAUUCUUAGAUAUUUCUGUAGCUUGAAUGUAAAUGCUUUAGGAAGGGUUCUCAAAUGUUUUUUCAAGAAUAAUAAAAUGUUUAAAGAAAACUGUCA